UCGUGUGGCUUUGUGGUCCUUGGCCGCUGGAGGCGCUGCUGGAGGUGAACUCGCCGUGCCCGGUGGCUUUCGACCGAUCUCUAUGGAGGCAUCAGCUUCCCGAACACCUGGGCGCAUCCCAAAGGCCUUCAAGACAGGCCUCAGUGAUCAAAGACAGGUCCUAUGGAGUGGUUUGGACCCAACGUCCUGUGGUUGGCCUGGGCGAUGUCUCGUUUCUUCCGGCUCUUCUACGGACCGAAGGGCCUUAAGCACGCGGCAUCCGCGUUGAGGCCAUUUGGAGGUCGAGGCUGAAGGCUCCGUGGAGGACCGGGCAUUUCGCGACUCGAACGGAGCGAUCGGACGCCUUGAACGUGGAGAGCUGGAGAAUGAGACCGCAGACAGUGAGGUGCAGGUGGUGCCUGCUCAGCCUAGGCCCAACAGGCCUGAAGUAGAUGAGCGGCAGGCCAGCACUGACAGCAUCGACCUCGAGCACACGCGCACUGCCAUGGCGAUGUUCGCGCAAAGGCCCAUCUGGGCGAGGUCGACCUGGCGCUAUCCCACCGUGACAGGCGAGGUGCCCCGCUACAUGCAGAGGGCCUUUCGUUUGAAGACCUUUGGCCUGAUCACGCUCCAGCUCCUUCUGAUCCUCCUUCUCGCGGUGCCCUUGCGGAUGAGUGGCUUCGCCGAGCACAUCCCAGAGCCCGAGGGCAUGGAGAACUUUUUCCACCAGGGCAUCGUCUACAUGUUCGGCGUGGUGAAUCUCGUUGCCUUGCUGCUCUUGAACUGCUACAAGGACCGGUACCCUGCGAACUACGCGCUUUGGGCCUUCAGUGUGCUCACCUCGGGCGUUUUCUGGGCAGUGGCGUACACCAAGAACUUCAUGACAAUGGUGCAGUUUGAGAUCUUGGGAAUUCUCUUGAUCACCAUGGUCAUGGCCAUGGUGAUUUCCAGAGUUUUAUCCAACAUGGAGAGGAAGUUCUCUGGAUCCCAGGUCCUGGCUUUGUCCUUCCUUCCUGGAUGGUUUCUAGCCUGUCUUGCCUUGGCUCUGCAGGCCUUUGUGCGUUCGGAGCAGGCGCCCCUGGAGAUGAUUAGCGCGAUCUGCGUCUCAGCAGUAUUGCUUGGGAUCCUCUUUCUGGACGCGGGGAAGUUGAUGGUGCGGUGUGAUCCGGAUGACUUUAUGCGUGUGGUCAUCUCCAUGAAUGCCACAAUCAUGGUGGUAGUCAGUAUCCCCUUCUUCUUCUUAGCCUUCUGCAUGUUGCGCUUGGAUCAGCAGCAGGACGAGCUGCCCGCGGCUCCCACCACCUUAGCCGACCCACCCGAGCUGACCAACCGCGUGGGCGCGGCGGAACUCCGCGUCGCGGGCUACUGAGGAUCGAGGGCGGACCGAGUCCGGUGAUGGUGAUGGAUGUUUUGGAGGUGGAUCAUGGUUGAUCCAGGUGGUUUUGUUGCGA
Durusdinium trenchii is the source of this 1430-nucleotide messenger RNA. The record is from the annotation of a GenBank genome assembly. NCBI's taxonomy places the organism in Eukaryota, Dinophyceae, Suessiales, Symbiodiniaceae.